Messenger RNA from Leptosia nina, 300 nucleotides. Lineage: Eukaryota; Metazoa; Arthropoda; Insecta; Lepidoptera; Pieridae. The record is from the annotation of a GenBank genome assembly.
AUGAAGAACGCGCCGCUGCGUCGAACGGGCGAGUCGGGCUGGAACUCGGAGCGCAGCAAAAACAUGAGCGCGGUUGUCGUGAAACCCCUCCCGGCCCCCGCCGCGCUCGUCCGAUCGACGCCGGAGCCUCUCGGUCCAACUGCCUCGCCGGCGGGGGGUCGUGAGUCGCCUCGUCGGACUCCUUCGUCGCUACUACUGAGAAUGCGCUACAUCGCUCACAUUUCUUUCCACUCGUAUUAUUACUCCGCUCUCGACUUCGUGCAUUUACCGAGUUACGUGUUCAGCGGGCAUCUCUCAUAA